This is a messenger RNA of Notodromas monacha, 1383 nucleotides long. The record is from the annotation of a GenBank genome assembly. NCBI's taxonomy places the organism in Eukaryota, Metazoa, Arthropoda, Ostracoda, Podocopida, Cyprididae.
AUGUUCGAUGAGUUCGGAGUUGAUAGUCUCGUUAACUCGCUCUUUGUUACAAAAUCUGCUCUUCAUAUAAAUUUGCGUGUGAAGAUCGCUGUCGCGUAUUUGCCUGGUACUGUGGCUCUCCGUGAAAUUCGUCGCUACCAGAAGUCAACUGAGUUGCUCAUCCGUAAGCUCCCGUUCCAACGUUUGGUUCGUGAAAUCGCACAGGACUUCAAGACAGAUCUUCGUUUCCAGAGCGCAGCGAUUGGCGCCUUGCAGGAGGCAAGCGAGGCAUACCUUGUCGGGCUUUUCGAAGAUACCAACUUGUGCGCUAUUCAUGCUAAGCGUGUAACCAUCAUGCCAAAGGACAUUCAGUUGGCUCGCCGCAUCCGAGGCGAACGCGCUUAAUCAUUGCACAUGCUUGCGCGUUACUCGAGUCGUUUUCCUCUACGUUUUUUUUUCUUCUCCCAACCCGACGGUCGUCAAUUUAUUUCAGAUCCACUGCCGCGAGAGUGGGUUGAACACAGCACUUUGAGUUGCGAGUUUGGUAUGAUUGUGACGGUGGGAUUUGGCGGCUCGGCCGGUGGUUAAUCCCCGAGUAGUGGGCUGACCAGAAAUUUUCUUUCUGUCGGUUUUCUACUUUACAAACUUUUGCAGUGUGAAUGAUGACUCUUUGAAUUGUGCCGCUUUAUUCUUCGUAGUAAACGGAAUGUGUGAUUUACUUUCCCCAUUCACCUAUUAUCGGUUGAUUCCAUUUCCUCGGCGUUCGUCGUGUAAAUAUUCUAUUAUGUGUGAAUCGACAAACUUCGGUUUAUUAUUUUUUGGUUUCGACAUGAUCUGUUAUGCGUGAAGUACUGUUCGUCUAAAUCUCCGGGGGUAUCUUCAGAAAUUCGUUUUCCUGCUUUUCUGUGCGACAAACGCGAUGUAUGUCUUGAAUUUCGAUUGGAAUUCAUGCAGAGCUGGAGUCUGAUCUCAUUUGUCGUAAUAUCCUCGCCGCGCUGCCGAACAAGACCGAUGGCUGGAGCUGCCCAGCUCCGAAAUCGAGUGCUGGAUGUUCAUUUUUGUUUCAGUCUUAUUUCCACCCCGGGGAUCUUUCUUAUUUUCAUUGAACCUCUUCGCAGUAUAUUAAAAAUCUUCAUUGUGACGUUUUCUUGCAGUCUCUUUCUUUUCGAGAAAACGAUAAGCUCGAUUGCAUGCGUGUUGAGCAGAUCGGCCGUCACCGCUCAGAUUUGUUUUGAUAGGAAGAUGUGAGAGCACUUGAUGCAUAAUUCCAGUAGUUGGUGCCCUUCUUGAUGUACAUUGUUGACAUAUUGUCAGCUGUCCGAAGUGUCCAAUUCGUAAUGUGAGUUUCUUAUCGUGAAUGGUCGGGUAGCGACGUUGAUGUAAAGAUCGAUUUUGGAGAACCAA